AUGGCAUCAUCCUCCAGCUCUUCCAAGUCUUCAUUGGCCAUGAUCAUGAAGGUGGCCGCGCUGGCCGUGGCACUGGUUUUGGUGGCGACUGAGGUGGACGGACAGAGCUGCAAUAGGCACUUGAGUGGACUGAACGUGUGUGGUGAGUUUGUCGUUCCUGGAGCCGACAAGACGAACCCGAGUGCCGAGUGUUGCAGCGCUCUCGAGGCAGUGCCGAGCGAAUGCCUUUGCAACACGAUGCGCAUUGCCUCUAGGCUCCCCACUCGCUGCAGCAUCCCUACACUCUCGUGCAGCUGA
Brassica napus (rape) is the source of this 297-nucleotide messenger RNA. Its product is annotated as protein 108. The record is from RefSeq and is a predicted model, not a curated record. The transcript has a single exon. The coding region runs from base 1 to 297 and encodes 98 amino acids. Lineage: Eukaryota; Viridiplantae; Streptophyta; Magnoliopsida; Brassicales; Brassicaceae.